AUGGAGAAUAGAACACCAACUUCAAUAUUCACUGACCAGGACCAAGAAAUGGCAAAUGCAAUUGAGCAGGUGCUUCCUAAUACAAGGCAUAGACUUUGUAUCAGACAUUUGGAACAAAAUGCCAUAAUCAAAUUUGGGGCUCUUAAAAAAGACAAAGAAUUCAAAGAUUUUGAAGAGGAGUUUGGAUACUCUAUGGCAACAACUGUUCAAAUGAUAGGAAGAAAUGAAGAAUGUCUACUUUAUCAGGUAGCCCUAGAAGACAAGCCAUGGUCUUCACAUCAAAAUUCUACACUUGCAUUCAGUAACAAGUAUGUUUCAGAAAAAUGGACUAAGGUUGCAAAAACAGAGGCAUGGGAUAGGUUGAAGAAUCAGGAUCCUACCCAGCAAUAUAUUCCAUGGAGGCAAACAAUGAUGAGGAAAUUCUACAAUCUAAUCUUAAAGAGUCAAGAAAAUGAAGAGACAAGAGCAUUUAUGGAAGAAAGCUUCGGAAAUAGUCUUUAA
Chenopodium quinoa (quinoa) is the source of this 501-nucleotide messenger RNA. RefSeq lists its product as uncharacterized. The record is from RefSeq and is a predicted model, not a curated record. The transcript is spliced from 4 exons. The coding region runs from base 1 to 501 and encodes 166 amino acids. Lineage: Eukaryota; Viridiplantae; Streptophyta; Magnoliopsida; Caryophyllales; Amaranthaceae.